Messenger RNA from Dendroctonus ponderosae (mountain pine beetle), 7951 nucleotides. RefSeq names its product protein jim lovell. Gene Ontology annotation, cellular component: nucleus. Gene Ontology annotation, molecular function: protein binding; DNA binding. Gene Ontology annotation, biological process: regulation of transcription by RNA polymerase II. Lineage: Eukaryota; Metazoa; Arthropoda; Insecta; Coleoptera; Curculionidae. The record is from RefSeq and is a predicted model, not a curated record.
AUACUUAUGCUGAGAUACGUGAGCGCAACUAUAUCUAAGUAGUAUUUGAAUGUAUGAUAGUGUCGUGGGUGAAUGAAGACUCGCGCGCGAUUCACCCUCUUUUCGGUACUUCUAACUAACAUUUAUGAAUAAGAUCAAUUUAAGACAAAAACUAGUAUACCUAAAUCGAAAUUGUUAGAAAAUUUGCUCUUGUUGUGCAUGCGAGUGACCUUAAUGUUUCGUUUUGUUAAAUAGUAGUGAUGAUAUAUGGACUCUUGUGACUUACCAGGAUAUUAACUUCAAGUGAACCCACAUUCAGUGAUUGUGUAAAUUUUAUUUAAAAUCCCCAUUUGUCAAUUUGGAACUAAUAACCGGUGAACUUUAUUUCAAUUGAGUUUUCCAGAUAUGCAUGGACUGCGAGAUCCUAAAUUUACACAUGGACCAAUAAUGUAAUUAAUAAAAUUCAAAAUUCCAUUUCAAAAAACAUAAGAAGGGACUGAAAGAAACAAAAAUGAACGAGCAGGAUAUGACCAUGACAGAAUCGCAUUAUUCAUUGCGCUGGAACAACCAUCAGUCGCACAUUUUGGCAUCCUUCGAGGCCUUACUAGAAGCAGAAACCCUAGUUGAUGUAACAUUGGUGUGCGCCGACACUUCCAUUAGAGCCCACAAAGUGGUGUUGAGCGCCUGUAGUACCCUUUUCCAGAGAAUAUUUUUGGACCAUCCUUGCAAACAUCCCGUAAUUAUUCUGAGUGAUUUUAGUGGUUGGGUAAUUCAAGCGAUCGUGGCCUUCAUUUAUAAAGGUGAAGUAAAUGUUUUGCAAGACCAAUUGCAAGCUCUGAUAAAAGCUGCUGAGAGCCUUCAAAUUCGCGGAUUGGCCAAUCAGGAUCAAUAUAGUGCAGAUAAAGAGUCCACCAGCAUAAUAAAUCAAACUCCAACUCCAUCCACAUCGCCAAAUGACUACGAUAAAUAUCACUAUAAUAAUAUUCCAAGCAAAUUUCCCAGUUCGGGCCGGCAUACAGGGAAGAAGCUUUUAGAUGAGUUACCGUCACCCUUUUCACCGAUCCCAAAUAACUUCGAUUGCGCUCAAGUGAAGUUACCUCAUAUGUCGAAGCUGUCUUUUCCCGAAGCGCUCAUGCCCAGGUCCGAAUCGCCAACACCGAGAAGAAAACAAGCAAGGCCACGAAGACGUUCGGGAGAUUUAAGUAUGCACAGAGAGUUAAAUUGCACUUCGAUCGAUUUGAAACCACCAUCACCCUCACACUCGGAAGAAACGGCCGAAGAUCUUUGUAUGAAAAAAAGCGAAGAUCACGCCACAGUGAAGGAAGAGGAACGGAAAUCAUGCACCCCGGAAAUGUCAGUGCGUAGUCCGGAACUGGACAUGAGCACCCAAAGCAGCGGCAAAGAGUUCCGUUCUUCACCUGUUUCUGCACCCCAACCCACGACCAACAUGAAGCAGGAGAUUAAUAAUCCGUCGCCGUUGCCAUAUCCGCCUAUGCCCACAACUUCAACGCUUGCUCUGACGCCUCCGCCCAAUAAAUAUUUUGGAUUAGAUUCACCCUUAGGGUUUUUUCCCCACGGCUAUGAGGGUUGCAGAAGUUCUCUCUUCGACUUCCCCGACAAUAGAAAUAUAGACGCUCCCUCGUUCGUAAAAAAGAAAAUGGGUAGACCGAAAGGACAACAUUCUGCACCAAGAGGCGGCCCUCCCAGAUCAUGGACCAACAAUGAACUGACUGAAGCUCUGGGUCAAGUGUGGAAGAAGAGGAUGACGACCAGUCAAGCCUCAAGAAUCUACGGGAUCCCGUAUAAUUCUCUUCUGAUGUACGUAAGAGGAAAAUAUGGAAAAAGUCUGAAGCUAGAGCAGCUUCGGAGAGACUGCUUAAGUUUUGCGGAGGGUGCUGUGGAGAUACUAGGCAAUAUCGGAAAUAAUAAUAAUUUGACGAAGGGGAGUGAGAGAGACCAAGAGCCCGUUCAUCCAAAUGUUAGGCCGCCUGUGAACGAACAUGAUCAACAUCAAAUGUUUCAUCCCUUUAAUCACAAUUAUUAUCCGGAUUUUGGCACUGGUUUCCGUCUCCCACUAAACAUGAUCCAUUUAUUGCCUCAAGCUGGCGAUAAAAAUCGUACGGAACACAAUGCGUAUGGGCAAACGGCAUUGCACGAUGAAGAACUGUCCAAGUCACAUCAAGGACGAGACAUUGAAGAAGAUCCCCCUAUUCAGGACCUUUAUAGACCGCCAACACUAAAUCUGGACGAUAGGCGGGAAUUAGUGCAACAAAAUGGACAGGAUUAAAGUUUUCCGGUAUGUGUUAAGUAAUGUUAGUCUGUAAGUAGGGGUCUUAACAAAGCAGAAUUUUAUCCGAAUCGGUAAUUAAGUUAGUAACGUUUUUUUUAUUUAAAAUUUUGAAUAAGGAUAUUAUUUAUAAAAUACUUGCCGGAACAUGGCGAGAGCACGGUAAAAAUGAUUUAGCCCGUUGGCAACUAUUAUGGAUAAUAUCCUUCAAAAUAUUUAUGUUUGGCAUUUUCCUGGUCAGACGGUCAGAGCGUAAAAACUUCAGAAUGGUUUAUCAAGUUAAGGUUGUCUAAAAUUCUGCUACACAAUAGUUAAGUGAUACAACCAUUGAUUUGGGGCAAUACUUUUAGACAUAGCGAAUUCUAAUUGAAAGAGGCGUUGAGGAAUCUUUGUUGUUGUAUAUUUAAUUUAAAAAGUGAAUGUGGUUAAAAAUGUUAAGUUUCUAGAUUAAGACGUUUGUGCUUCCUGUGUUUUAAUUGUUGUGUUAGUUGAUUUUAAAUAUUGUUUUGUGAUAUACGAAAAUUUACCAGGUAUUCAAGAUUUUAAUGAGAAUGUUAAAUUCUAUUUUUCGUAAAUCGAAAUAUGAUUAUUCUUGAAUACUUACAAAUUGAAAAAUAACGUAGUAGGUAUUCAAACUUUUAUAAAAGCUGGAUAUUUUCUACUUUGAUGGUUCAAAAUUUUUCAAAACUGCGUUAACGUUAAAUAAAUCCCGUUAUUUCGGGUUGAGGGAACGGAUUGGAAUGGUCAAACGAUUUCCAUAGAGGUCAUUCCACAUUAAUGAUCCUUACUAUACAAAAAUACCUACAAUUGUGGGCAUUAAAAAAAUUAUUCUUCUGAGUAAAUCGUUAGAACGUAAAAAAAUUACAAGUUUAAUUGGUUUAGUUACAAGAUGGGUGUUUAAUGAGUUAACAUAAGUUCUAUCACAUUUAAUUCUAGAUAGGCAUUUGGCCUAAAAUUCACCUUUUAAUAUUGGAAAGAUAACUACAAAUUUCAGUUGUACAGGCAUAUAAUAUAUAAUAUAAUAACAAAAAGUGUUUAAAACUGGCCAAACAUAUGACAAAGUAUGAUGAUAUAUGCUGAUAUUUAACAAAAACAGUUCAAACACAUGCUAAGUUAAAAUGUAAUCCGCAGUGUUUCGCAGGUAAAUAAUUUACUGGAUCAUUUAUUUAAUUUUUUUAAAUGUAAUAUACAGGGUGGUCCUGAACCAACAAGGAAAAAAUUCACUGACAUAUAGCAUAGACAAAAAUAUUGCGUUUUGGGAAAACUUAUCGGAAAGGUAAUAGUUUCUGAGAUACAGGGUGUCAAAGUGUACAUUAAAUUUUCGUUGAUUUCUAAUAGAUUCUUAACCAGUUUUACGUUUUAAGUGUUUUAAAACAAAGUUCAAAUUUUUCUUUACGUAGCUUGUAGAUCCUCGAGGGCGUAGCUGCAAUAGUCUCGAGCCAUUGUAAGCAUCGGCAAAUUUUUUGGGUUUUAAAAUGUCGCUUUUUUGUUGGUUAUAUUUCGUUUUACGCUAUUUCCUAAAAAAUUGGUUAAGGAUCUAUUAAAAAUAAACAAAAAUUUUACACUUUGUCACCCUGUAUCUCGAAAACUAUUAAUUUUCAUGUUUGCCUAAAACGCAAUAUUUUUGUCUAGACCAUAAAUCAGUCAGUGAAUUUUGUCCCAUUAGUUAAGGACCACCCUGUAUAUGUUUGACCAACACUCAAAUAAUAAAUAAAAAUGUCCACAGAAAGCAUUUCCAGGCUUAUAAGCCUUUUUAUAAAUUUUUUUCUGAUGAUUGGACAUCUGAGUGAGACACAGAAGACAGCGUCAAGCUUUACCUCAUCGUCUCUGAUAAUGUUAUCUGCAGAUAUAACCGAAACGUCGGGAGCAAUUCCAAUUGUCCACCGCUGAUAACCCCGGAAAACUUUUCAACCGGUACUUCAUGAUAUAAUACGAUGACCAUGUUUAAUUAUCAACCAAAAUAUGAUUUAAUUUGAAUUUGAAUUGAAUUUUGAUUAACAUGGAAAUGGCUUGUUCUAUUUCGUUCACUCAAGAUGUGAAUCAGAAAAAUGUUUUCGUAAUAUUAAGCACAGUUAUUCCUGCCACUUAUGAAUGUGGUUCCAAUGACUCAUUGAAUGAAAACAAUAGAAAAUAGUUGUUUUUGACUUGAUAUUUCGGUAAACGGUUUUGUGCAAUAAAUUAUCUUGGAUACCUGUCAAAUUCAGCAUCGACACGUAAGAAAUGCUUUUGUAAACUUUUAUCUAAUAAUCGAAUCAUUUAAAUUUUCUAUCAAAUUCCGAUAAAUUUGUACAUAACGCAAAAAUCGAAAUUAUAUCGGAAUUUGGUUUUAUAAGACUGAUGUAUCAUUAUGCCAAGAUGUUCCGACUACAAGCAUACUACAACUACAAUUUUAUUUUUUAAUACUAACACUAUAUACAGUUCCUCAGAUAUACAGAUUUUUUACCAAAUAUUUACUGAAUGUUUCUAUAUACACACACUAAGAUUGGUUUUUGUUUCUACUACUUAUUAAACCAAAAUAUCCCGACUUCAGGAUAUAUCCUUAAUACAUUAACAGCUGCGAUAUUAGUAAUUUACUGCAAUAAUACAGUUUGUACAGUAUACAGAUUUUUUAACUAACUAGAUCAGUAUUUUGUUUCUCACAGAUAUAUUUUUCAAUCGCCACAGUUGUUUUUGUAUUUUUAUAAAUACCAUAAUAUUACAAUUAGCAGGAACAUCGAUUAUGAGUCGAUAUUCUUGCUCUCACCUAAAUAUUAGUUGGAACAGACUGAGAUGAACAUAUUUCUCCAUUACAGGAACUUUGGCACUUUUUCUCUUACUUUUUCCGAUGCUUGAUUACGCAACUUUAUACCCCAAAAAAAAGGAACGAAAUUCAUAACCAGCUUUUGCAAGUAAAAGCGGUAUAUUAAAUGUGUAAAUUAUUGAAUAGCUUACCCAGCAUUGUAAUUAUGUAAAUUCUCAGUACAGAGCAUGUGUUGAUUCGUGUAUGUACUAAAGUAUGAUACUAAAUUUAACGGUAUGUAAAUUAUUGUCAUAUAACAUUCCGUCAAAUUACUCGAUAUAAUUAACUAGGGCUUAAAUCAGAUAUUGUACAAAAAUUAUAUUAUUCGUUUAGGCAAAAAUAUGGUAUACGGUCAACAAUGUACAAAAAAAUAAAUAUUAACUUUCGGCUUUUAUUCGACUAACCAACCGCUUUUCGAUUAGAAAAUCAUCGGUUUUUUAAAUUGAUUUUGAUUACGCAAACCAAUAGACAAAAAAUCACUUUGUUACUUUUAAAGAUGAACAUAUUUGCAGUUUCUAAUCUGAACAAACUUGCAAAUUUUGUGAUAUUAUUCGAUAAAAAAAACUAACUCGUUAUGUUCUAGACAUAGAUUAAGCACAUUAUAAUUUGGUCACAUCUAUAGCAGGGUACAAAUAAGUGCAAAUGUUGCUAAACUUUAAAGUUAAUCAAUCGGAAUCAAUACAAAGUUUACGACACAUCACUAGAGUAUAACGAUAUUAUAUUCUUACGUUUUUUUAAGAGUUUCUGAACAUCUCCCAAAGUUUUGUUCGAUUUACGGGGUGAAGUCGAGACAAAUCUUUUAUUUGUUGAUAUUAGUAGAAUGUUAUGACUAUUGUGUUUCCGCCUCACCCUGUACAAAUAAAAGUAGGAUAAUAUGUACAUGAAAAUGAUUAUUAAAAUGUGAUACAGCUGUCCUCCCGUGGGAUAGCGUCAUUUAUUUCGUAGCCUCUAGGUGAUUGUAGGAAUGUAUAAAAAGAGGUUGAAAAUUUUCCUCAAAUUUGAAACCUCUAAUCAUGUAGGAUAACAAAAAAUUAUGUUACCACUGAACUUCUUAGCGUCUUUUCUUGUCUUAAAAUCUAAAAACGUUAUAAUCUCAGUAACGGUUGUGCACAGUUUUAUUAUAGUUUUUCGCUUUUAUUUAUAGUAGAUAUGCAAGUUUUUAAUUACUUUUUUAAAUAGAAUAUUUACCACCUUAUUCAUUAUGUCUCGUUAUGUACUUUUCUUAAUUUAUUUCUUUCAUAUAUGGGAAGCGUUCAAGUUAGAUUUAUAUUCUUUUAGACAAACAAUCGGUGCUGGUAAAUUUAAGUUAAAUUGUACAUAUGAAACACUAACACACACAAGACAUUCCUACUGAAGUAUUAUUAGUUUUAGCUUAAUAUAUUUUGCAUUAGUUUUAAAUAACUUUUCAGUUCCUGGUACAGCUUGUACUUUACUAUUUAUAUUUAUUGUUUAUGUUUCUUAUUUUAACGUAGUUGUUUCCUGUCGCAAUUGAUAUGAUAAAACAUGGUUUCCAUAUUUUGAUUAUUAUAGAAGGAUUUUGCAAAAAUGGACAAUAUUGAUGGUGCAUUUUUGACGUUGGAACACAAUAUACAAGGGAUUAUUGUUCGUAUGAACACAUACAAAAUCAUAAUUUGAAGAGCUUUAUGAUAUAUAGAUUUAGAACCUUCGACACUCACGAUAAAAAUGUUUGAAAAGCUAAUAUUGUUUUUAUUUGAUUCAUUCAAAUGCAUUUUGUCUUUAAAUAAGUACUUUUGUCUAUAUAGCCGUUUUGGAUAUCACACCAGGUAUAUAAAUUAUAUCAGAGAGCUUGAAAUCCUUGUAUAAUGUUUUCCAAUGAAGAAUGCAUUUUUCUAAGCUUUGAGCUGUUACAAUACCACUAUGUGUUUAAUAGAUUUUAUUACUGGAACGGUUUGUACUUAAUGAACUGAGAAUAUAGAACCGGUACAUGAUUUUUUCAAAUUUGCGUUAGUUUAUAGUAUUACUCGGUUAUGUGUGUAAAAGAGUUUACAUUAAUAAUAAAUCUAAAAUAUUAAACUUUGCCAAUUGAAUUACUCCUACUUUACUUUUACUUCAGUUCUAAAUAAUAGAAUAAUACAGAUAAACACACAAAAAAUAAUUUUCCUGUUUGAUAAUUAUGAGAUUUAAACAAAAAUAUUGAAAUUUUUUUAUUUGAAUCAUAACAUGAUGAUUUGAUUGAAAAAAGUUUACCAUUGUUAUUAAUGCAAACUCUAACUUACCUCUGUUAAAAAUUGUAAAUUUGGACAUUGUGUAAAUUAAAAUCCUGAUUUCAGGAUUCUUAGAAAAAGGAACGAACCCCUGGCAUUAACUUGUAAAGAAAUUAAUGUUGAAAUUUUUGUAAAAUGGUACAAUUUGUAAAAAUCAGCGGUACAUUAAGUAAUUAGGUGAAAAUUGGCACACCUCGUACGUUUUCUGUUAAUUGGAGAUAGUUUGAAUUAAUUAUACAAGUUUAAAGUAAAAGAAAACAGGGUAAAAAUUACAAUAUCCCAUAGAGAUACAGAUAUAUUUACUUAAUGAAGCUGAAAAUGAGAACCGCAAAUGUAUAUGUAGUACCUACAUGACAAAUAUGUUAAAUGAACUUUAAAAAUCCACAAACAAUUCAAUAAUAUAAAAGUUUAUACUUUAUAAAGCACUGACAGAGAUUACGUAAUAUAUUUGUCACCCACAAAGCUUAAAAACAUGAUCAGUUUAAUUUGUCCUUCAUCUCGCCUUUGUACGAGGUGUAUUUGGAAAUAUAAUAUUUGUGUGUUAGACACAAAUUUAGGAAUUAUAAUGUAAAAUAAUAAAUUUUAGUUUAGGAGUAUAUACAAAUACAGAUAUUUGAUAAUUAGGUAGGCUUAGUUUUUGAUGAUGUUAAAAUAAAAUUUAAUAAAGCUUCGUGAGAAUGA